CCUCUUGUUCCUAUGUGCGUCGAGAGAAGUCUCCUCCUCUCACCGAGUCUGAGCGCACGUCUCCAACCAGCCUUUACGCGCGAGCAAGCUGCCCAAGAGAAUCCCCUGCGGUCGGCCCCUCCCCUUUCCGCUUCUUGCCGCCCUCACUCAUUCAUGACCCCGGAUCGGUGACGUAGGAGAUUCCACGGUGCCCACUGCCGUAGGCAAUUACUGGAUGCUUUUGUAUAAAAGGUACACCGGUAGCCAUCCACCGGCACACUCUCAGUCGCUCCGACUCGGGAACCAGGGCAUCAGCGGAGAUAGCAGGCUUUAUUUCGCCCUCGUAGGCUAACUCGCUUUGGGCUUUGGUUCAGGAUGGAAACCUCUUCGAAUUCUCGGAGCCGACGAAGCUCCAUCAUGCGCAGCUGCAAAAGCGGUCUCUCCCUCUGGCUGGUGGUGUGGCUGGUCCUCGGCAAGCCAAGUCCGGCGUCGGCGUGCCCGCACCUGUGCGUGUGCUACCCGACGCCCAUGACUGUGAGCUGCCAGGCGCAGAACUUCACCGCCGUCCCGGUCGGAGUGCCCUAUGAGUCGCAGCGCGUGUUCCUCCAGAACAACCGGAUCACGGAGCUUAGAGUUGGCUCUUUUGGCUUCGGAACUCAGGUUCUGUGGCUGUUCGCCAACAACAUCACGUGGAUUGAGGCAGGGGCCUUCAGUGAGCUGAGGGACUUGGAGGAGUUGGACCUGGGGGACAACCCUAACCUCCACAGGCUGGAGGGGGGCGCCUUCCGCGGCCUAGAGAAGCUCCAGAGCCUCCACAUGCACCGCUGCCGACUCACUGCCCUGCCCCAUGACAUCUUCCACAAGCUGUACAGCUUGCAGUUUCUCUAUCUGCAGGAGAAUAAUCUCCACUUCCUGCAGGACGACAUCUUCUCCGACCUCAUCAACCUGAGCCAGCUUUUCCUGCAUGGCAACCGCAUCCGCACCCUCUCAGAGAAUGUGUUCCGUGGCCUGGUCAACCUCGACCGCCUUCUCCUCCACGACAACCGCGUCAGGCAGGUGAACCGCCGCGCCUUCCGCGACCUCGGCCGCCUGACCAUGCUGUUUCUCUUCAACAACUCCCUGGCGGAGCUGCACAGCCAGACCCUGAGGGACACCCAGGGCAUCGAGUUCCUCCGCCUCAACGCCAACCCCUGGUCCUGUGGCUGUGAGGCCCGCGCCCUGUGGGAGUGGUUCCGCGAGGCCCGCGUCUCUUCAUCCGAAGUGAUCUGUGCCUCCCCUUCCGCCCGCCGCGGCGAGGACCUCCGCUUCCUCCGUGAGAUGGACUUCGCCCUCUGCCCCCUGCCCGACCCAGGCUCCAUCGCUGGCUCCACCACCACCACCUUCAGUACCAAGACCCGCUGGUGGUUCCACAAGAACAAGCCCCAGUCGUCCACGAAGGGUCUCUUUGAGAAAUCCUCAGAGACCGUCAAGGCCGGUUUGUAUGGAAAAGGCCCAUCCACAACCACCUCGGUGGUCAAGUAUGAGCUGGGGGAGGAAGAGCUGGCGCUGCCCAAACUUGACACAGAAGAGUACUGGGCAAACUACGGCAACGAGGACUCAGGUGUCACUCUGCGGUGCUUUGAGCUCGAAUGUCCACCUGAGUUCGACCUGCCUCCAUCUUCCUCCUCUCCCUCAUCCUCCUCGCCAUCGCUCCUCUCAUUACUAGCCCUUUCUGUUUUCAGCUUCUGCCUCAACCUCCACCUACUAUUUGGUUGAAUGAGACUCUUAGUAUCACCCCUCAGUUCCUUCCAGCCUGUUUUAAAGGCUGUGGGGACCCCUGUUAGACUCUCAAUACCCCCUUUGCCCGCUUUGCUGUAAGCCAAUCCUCAAGGCACAGCGAGGGAGAUAGGGGGACGGUAAGAUUCUGAAUCUACCACCUACAGGGCUUAACACAUUUCAGGGCUGCUAAGAGUUCUCCAGCUAUGGUCACAUGUAUAUCUACAAUACUCUGCAGGUGUGGCUUUCUGUGUCUCACCUGUAUGACGGCAUGAUUCCCUGCAACCAGGGCUUCGAGGGCUGAGUCCAUCUCUAAUGUCAACGCGGUUUGAUAGCAACUGUGAAUGAUGUUGUGGAUUUUUGUCACCUCACCGUAGUUCAAACUACCAGUGCUUUUACUGCAUCCGAAUAACUGGCUGCUACGAAUACUACAAUUACUGUUAGAAUCAGUGCACAGUAAUGACAAUGCUGUAACCACUUAAAGUGUCAUGUACAUAGACAUGUGCUCUGUGAGUGUUUGGUCUGAUAUCUCUGGUCCGGCCACAAUCCCUUUCAUCUUUACCCAGGAAAACUGUGAAGGCUACUGCUUCUACAAGACAGAGCAAAGGCGAGGAGAAAAUAAACAGAGACAGACAGAUAGAGAGAAAGAGAGAGAGAGAGAGAGAGAGAUACGAGGGAUGUCAAAGAAGAUGGGACAGUGCGAAGGAAAAUGGAAGCGAGAGGAGGGAAAGGGAUGUCUAAGUAAACAGGAUUAGAAAGAGAGAAAGUUUAGGAGAGAGGGGGGCGACAGCAUUCAUGCAGCAAUAAGGGAAGACACAGUGAGACACUAUGAAGGACAGGGCUGGCAGUAGAAGCAGCUACCUGCAGGAGAAAAGUAGUCAUUCCACCCGUCACACCAUCCACCACUUCCCUGUGAAUGUGGUGUCAUUUGUGACAACCACGGGGAACAAAUGCUUCCUGUAAGGGAGCCAGAUAUUUUUUUUUGUUUUUUGAAUGUCUUUCUGUGACAUAUUGAUAUGACGUGUAAAAAGAUUGUUUAAUGGAUGCAGAUGAUGAUCUAGAUAAAAAAACUAUACUGAA
Messenger RNA from Scophthalmus maximus (turbot), 2814 nucleotides. It is a transcript of the gene rtn4rl2a, whose product is annotated as reticulon 4 receptor-like 2 a. The record is from RefSeq and is a predicted model, not a curated record. NCBI's taxonomy places the organism in Eukaryota, Metazoa, Chordata, Actinopteri, Pleuronectiformes, Scophthalmidae. The transcript is spliced from 4 exons. Gene Ontology annotation, molecular function: protein binding. Bases 355 to 1734 code for a protein of 459 amino acids. Gene Ontology annotation, cellular component: plasma membrane.